Molecule: messenger RNA, 3960 nt
Organism: Thamnophis elegans (Western terrestrial garter snake)
Lineage: Eukaryota; Metazoa; Chordata; Lepidosauria; Squamata; Natricidae
Product: vacuolar fusion protein MON1 homolog B-like
Exons: 6
Coding region: 109-1821 (570 amino acids)
Biological process (GO): vesicle-mediated transport; protein targeting to vacuole
Source: RefSeq, a predicted model, not a curated record
UUCUACCAUCCCGAAUCAGGAAGUGUGGUCACGGAGUGCUCGGGGAUCUGUUUCUGCGAUGGGAAGGCGAGCAGAUCCCGGGUCAACGUUGUUGUUUGAGAUGUAGAGAUGGAGAACGAAGACCCUGGCUUAUCUUGUAAAGGGGAAAUGGAGCUCCCUGACGAGAAAUGUGGGCUGGAUCCUACAGACAGAAAUGGGGAUGACUCCUGUUCUGUCUCAGAGGAGCAGGAGGAUGUACCGGCUGCCCCAAAUAAUGGACCCAUGAGUGUGGUAAUUGACAAAGUGAACGGGCAGGAGGAAGUAAGAGAGACCCCAGAAGAACUGAGUGACAAAGAUGUGUCUGAUUCAACCUCAACUGACAAUACUUGGGAAGAUUCGAGUGAGUUUCACCGACAAAUGAUGAUAGGAGAUGGACCAUCAGGAGAAGAGGAAGCGGUGAUACAGUCACGCCUGGCUACCUACCGAGAUGAAGACGUGACUGCAGAGAGUUGGCGGGCACACAGGAAACAUGUCUUCAUUUUAAGUGAGGCUGGGAAACCCAUUUAUUCACGUUACGGCAAUGAAGAAGCCCUUAGUUCCACCAUGGGUGUCAUGAUGGCACUGGUGUCAUUCAUCCAAAGUGGGGAUAACUCUAUUCGCUCCAUUUACUCUGAUGAUCACAAACUGGUUUUUGUGCAGCAGGGCCCCCUGGUACUGGUUUCAGUUUCGCACACCCUACAAUCAGAGCAGCAACUACGCCAGGAGCUUUUGUAUGUCUACGACCAGAUCAUCAGCAUGCUUACUCAGGCCAGCAUCACUCGCAUCUUUGAACGGAAAAAGAACUAUGACCUCCGGCGUUUGUUGACUGGCUCAGAGAAGAUCCUUGAUCGUUUGCUGAACUUGGUUGAAUCAGAUCCUUGUUUCCUCCUUGGAGCUGUCCGCUGUUUACCCCUUGCCGCCUCCCUCCGGGAUUCCCUGGGCACUUUGCUCCAAAAAGCCAUCACCCCAAAUCUGGUGUUCUCUAUUUUGGUGGCUGGUAGUCAGUUGGUCACCACAGUGCAGGAGAAAACAGUCAUUGAAGAUUGCCGAUUAGAACCGACCGACCUGCACCUGUUACUCAAUCUCAUUGGAGCAACUUCUGCCUUUCAAACGGGGGAAAUUUGGACACCUAUUUGCUUGCCACGUUUCAACCCUGAUUGUUACUUUUAUGCUUAUAUUUCGUAUUUGGAUUCAGAAUGUACUGUCUGCCUCAUCCUUCUCUCUACGGACAAGGACUCUUUCUAUUCUGUCUCGGAUUGCAAGAAACGCAUUGAGGAAGGCAUGAAGACUCAGAACUAUCUGCAGGCCCUCUCAAGUGGCUUAAAGAGCCCAUCCUAUAGUGUAGGACUGGUGGGAGUGCCAGAUCUUCGGCACUUUAUGUAUAAACCUCUGGAUAUACCGGAUAAUUACCGACAGCUUCCACAAUUCACCAGUCCAGAACUGGAGGGGCCAUAUUGCAGAGAGAAUGAACGGCACCGACUCUUCGACCUCUACCACUACCUUCACGACCGCAUCCACAGUACCUCACGUCCUUUACGUCUCAUCUACCAUGUAGCUGAAAAGGAGACUUUAUUGGCUUGGGUUACAAGUAAAUUUGAAUUAUAUACCUGUUUCAAUCCUUUGGUGACGAAAGCUGGUGCCAUCAAUGUCUUGACAAAACUGUUGCGUUGGAUAAAGAAGGAAGAAGACCGGCUCUUCAUCCGUUACCCACCCAAGUAUUCCACUACACCUAAUCCUGGGAAAGGAAGCAGGGGUCCCCGAACAGAUGGUACAGAGAACGGCUUCUUUGGAGGAGGUCACUAGACCAAGGACUUCCAGUUGCUCUCAAAUGCAUUCUGAAUGCGUGCCACCCUACAGAUAGCCCUGGAUGAUGGAACCGUUCUGUAAUCUGGGGGAUCUCCUAGUCUUGUUUUCUAAACCAGGAUGGGAUGGUGGAUAUGAGAAGGAUUGGAGUUUACCAGGCUGAGCUGGGUCACAUCGUUGGAGAUAAAUCCAGAAAGCUUUAGCCUGAUGUUUUAAAAUAUUUUUUCCACUUAUGGUCUUUAUUUCUAGGGAGAUACUGAGUCAGAUGGAGAUCCUGAGAUUGACUGGAAAUAGAUAAGGAGGCUUUGGCUGAUAUAUCUUUGGAAGUGACGUAUAACUGGAAAUUGCAGAAUUUCACAAGGAUUGUGCUUAAAUUAUAUUGAUGCUUGUGAAGCCUAGUGGGUUUACAUUUCUUACUACUCCUGUUAUCACUGGGUAAUUGCUUUGUUUUCUCCAUUCAGUUUCCUCUUCUUCCUUAGCAAUUUACUUGGGUGCUUUGCUUGUCUCAAAGAAUAGUACAAAUGGGGUAAUAAUGAAAAGAGAGCCACACUGGGAGACAAAAAAGUUAAUCUUAGAAAAGUUUGCAAAUACUUGCUGCUUUCUGAUACAACUGUUUGAUUGUCCACAGUUCUUCUGGAAUGUGUGUGCAAAGCCCAUCACAAUGUGGUGAUUUAUUGGAAGGCUGGCACUUUCAGACAGUGUGCAAUUUAGUAAGAUGAUUUUCUAUAAAGAUAGCUGAUUUGAAUCAUUUUAAUGCAACUUUGGGAGUAGGUCAAAAUGCCCAAUUCCAAAGAGUCUUUUAUCCUGGAACUAUCUCGCAGUAUUUUUGAUGAACAUACAUGUUGCAUCUUCAUGUUGUACUAUAAUUUACCCUUUGAAUGACAGAGGCUGCUUCACCCUUUGUUCUGUUACCACGAGAAGGUAUAUAAUGUGUGAUAUAAUGUGGUAUAUAAUAUGUGAAGGGUAUUUUGUAGUCCUUUGAGAAAUUUGAUGUCUGUAUGUAAUGGCUCAACUUGGACAAUGUAAUUGAUUAUGAUGGCAUUUUGGUUUACUUUUUAAUGUCUUCAGUUUGAACCUAACUGGAUUUAACUGUUCCUUUGCCUUUCUUAACUUUCUUCCUGUCUUCCUUCCUCUUCCUCUGUUUCUUCAUGUUUUAAAAUUCCUAUGUGCAAUUGGAAUACACUGCUCUUAAAAGGAUUCUUGUAUUUUUUCCCCUAUGUUGAGAUGCCACUGUUCUCUUUUCCCACCUCAUAAUUAGGAAGACACAUAAUUCCAUCAUAAAUUUACUUUUAGAUUUAGUACCGACAAAUAUCACUCUUUCCAUGUCUGCCAAAUUCAAAUUUUGUCUGAAUAUACUAGCAGAUGGGAAAGUAUUCUCGGAAAGUGACAUCACUGACAAGUAGCUGAAUUCUUUCCCUUCCUGAGCAGUUGUUGCUCUGCCAUGCAAAAUGUUUUCUGUAUAAAUUAGUUGCUCUUUUGCUGGGUCUUGUGUGUCUAUUCAUAUUUGUGAAAAGUAAGGCUUAGGUGUUGGAGUAUAAUCCUAUCCCUGUAUCAUAUCUUAUGAUGAAGGAGUGGGAGAGAGAGUAUGUGUGUGCAUAGCGAGGGAAGACUUCAUUUAAUCUGCAACUGUGUAAGUGUGAUGGUAGUGUGAGUAUAAAAUGGAUUUGACCCUCUUUGCCAACGGUGAAGGAAGUGAAGGAAUUACGCUGUUUUGAAUCUGUUGCUAUUCAAUUCCUUUCGGUGAUCCAUGAUUGCCUCUGGCUGCAAUUUUUUUUUCUAUCCAUAAAAGAACAACACCGCUUGUAUGCCCUGGCUGGCUGAUACUGAAAGUUUAUAUUUCUAGCUGAGCUGAUACAGUGAGAACUGGAGACAUCUGAUGACAUGCCAACAAAAUCUGUUUUAAAAUCAGCUCCAUCUUGGCAUGUGUGUGUUCCUUUUUUUCCAUCUGCCAGCACCUUCUGCAAAAAGAUAUCUUUAACUUGUAAGGAUUAGCUGCAUUCUUUCUUUCAGGCAUCCUUUGUGGCAACGUUGCAAGUAACAAGGCAGAUUCUUCACAUUGUUAAAGUAUAAGUCUACUUUAAUUGUAUGCAGUUAAUUUAUUUAUACCUAUAUCAAAUCUGGAUAUAAGGAAAAAAGCAA